CUACGCGCGGAGAGUAGCAACCACGCGAACGCUAAAAGGCUAAGGGAGAGAUCGUGGUGGCUUCAAGCUUGGAACUGCCGUUUCCUCUCUCAUUUCGGUCGGAAUUCACGGCGCUCUCUUCUGCCGUAGGCCGCAGGAGAUACAAGUGAAGGAGAAGCGACGAGGCGAGACGCUCACUUCAGCCGCGGCGAUUUCGUUGGGUCAUGGCCCUCCUGAAGAUGUCGCUGCCGCUCCUCGCCGCCCAGGUCCUGCUGGUCGCUGCUGCCGCAGGUCACGAGCGCGACCUGUCCCAUCGCCCGCGUAAAGACGUUGAUACCUCUCCUUGGGCGAACCGGUAUCCUGCCCCUUCCUAUCCUUCGUACAGGACAUACCCGCCCGCAGCCACCUAUCCGCCCGCAGUCACCUACCCAGCACCCGCGACCUACUACCCAAGCUCCUAUUCGCAGCCUAUCUACAUCACGUACCCGGCCGACGCGUAUUACGGCGUGUACUAUCCUUCGGCGUCGCAGUAUUACCGGCCUGCUUACCCUGUGCAGCCUGCCCCCACCACCAGCCCCCCUCCCCACACCCCGCCCCCCUACUCUUACCGGCCGACCACCAGUCCCGCCGUCUACACCUCGGCGCCCCCCCCGACCUGGCCCUCCACCCGCCCCACCGCUCGCCCCACCCCCCAGCUAACCUACGUGCCCUCCCAGCCCACUCCGCCCACCACCCGGCAGCCCAUGUGGCCCACCGGGCGCACGGCGAGGCCGCCGCGUGUCUUCCCGUGGCCGACGGGACGACCAACUCGGCCGCCCAUGCCGCUUGUCUGGCCCACGGAGUCCCGGAAGUCAAAGGCGCCCACGCCCGCGCCAGCGGUGUGGCCAACGGGCGCUACGACGGCCCGCCCGCCCGCGCCGCGAUGGCCCACAAACGCCCCUGAGGCCACGGGCGGCGACAUGAGCGUGUGGCCGACCAGCCAACCGGCCACCGAGCCUCCGGCGCCCGUCAACUGGCCCACCAGCCCGCCCAAGCCGACGCCCCAGGCCAUCAGCUGGCCUACGCCCGCGGCGCCCCAGUGGCCCACGGGCGCCCCCAGCACCAUCCAGGCCUCCACCAUCAGCUGGCCCACGCAGAGGUCGCGGACGGCGAGAACGCCCGGGCCUGCGGCUCCGUCGACGACCACGACAAGGAUGCCCUGGUGGAUGGCGUACGAGGCGACGGAGGCCGGGACGACUGCGCCCGCCUCUAGAACAACACCUACUACGACAACUAUAACCACACCUACUACAACUACCACAAUAUCUACAACCACACCUACUACAACAACGACUACAACCACACCUACAACUACCACAACACCUACUACAGCAACGACUACAACCACACCCACAACAACUACAACUAAAUCAAUUUUCACUCGAAAGCCAAAGAAAAAAACUAAUGUCAAGUGCCGAAAAUUAUGUUUCAGCGAGACGGGAGAAAGCUUCUGUUGCGAUACAGCCUAA
This is a messenger RNA of Penaeus indicus, 1487 nucleotides long. RefSeq lists its product as uncharacterized. The record is from RefSeq and is a predicted model, not a curated record. The transcript has 4 exons. Bases 204 to 1487 code for a protein of 427 amino acids. Lineage: Eukaryota; Metazoa; Arthropoda; Malacostraca; Decapoda; Penaeidae.